AUGUCUACAUACCACGCCGUCAUCCUCGGCGCCGGCGUCCUGGGACUGUCUAUCGCCCACGAGCUCACAAAGAAAGGUCUCAAAGUCGCUGUCGUCGCCAAAGACCUUCCAGAGGAUUUGGAUAGUACCGGGUUCGCUUCGCCUUGGGCUGGCGCAAACUGGCACUCUGUCGCCUCCAAAGACAAUAUCCCCGAACAAGAACGCGACAGAUACACUUUCCACCAAUUCGAGCGUCUGGCACGACAAGUACCGCACUUGUGCGAGCGACGGCCGUACCGCUAUUAUUGGAAUGAGGAUGAUGAUGGAGGGUGGGGAGAGUGUUGGUAUAAGGAUUUGGUCUUUGGGUUCCGCACCCUCACCCCCUCCGAGCUCCCUCCCAACUUUAAACACGGCGUAACCUACGAAUCCUACACCCUCAACACCCCCCUCUACCUCACCCACCUCGCCUCCACCCUCCGCGCCCUCUCCGUCCCCAUCAUCCGGCACCGCCUCUCCUCCCUAUCCGAAGCCUACAGCCUCCCAGCCCUCGGGCCUGUCGAGCUCGUCAUCAACGCCACCGGCCUCGGGGCGCUCUCCCUCUUGGGCGUGGAAGACCCGAAAGUCUUUCCCGCCCGCGGGCAGACGAUCUUGGCCCGCGCGCCCUGGGUGCACGUGUGCUACGGCCUCAACGGCAACAUCUCCCCCGCCUGGCAAAGAGUCUACAUCAUCCCCCGCCCCGGCCCCGACGGGCACGUCAUCCUCGGCGGCGUCUAUCGCCCCCACGACUGGUCCACCGGGCCCGAGCCCGCGGUCGCAGAACGCAUCUUGCAGGAAACGUGGAAGGUGUGCCCGGAGCUGGAUGGGAAGGGGGGGAAGGGGAGUUGGGAGGAUAUAGAGAUCGUAUCGCAUAAUGUCGGUUUGCGACCGUGCCGCGAAGGCGGCUUGAGGCUCGAGCUCGAGCGAUUCACCCUGGGAGAAGGCGUCAAGCAGGGGCUGGAGACGGUGAAGGGGAAGAACAGCAAAGCUAGUUUGGAAGGGAGGGGGAGGAAGGUGGGGGUGGUUCAUGCGUAUGGGAUUGGUAUGGCGGGGUAUCAGAGUAGUUUGGGGGUUGCGAAAGAGGCGGGGGAGAAGGUUGUAGAGUAUUUGAAGGGGAGUGGGAAGGCAAAGCUUUAG
Cryptococcus wingfieldii CBS 7118 is the source of this 1152-nucleotide messenger RNA. Its product is annotated as D-amino-acid oxidase. Bases 1 to 1152 code for a protein of 383 amino acids. Gene Ontology annotation, molecular function: FAD binding; D-amino-acid oxidase activity. Lineage: Eukaryota; Fungi; Basidiomycota; Tremellomycetes; Tremellales; Cryptococcaceae. The transcript has 4 exons. The record is from RefSeq and is a predicted model, not a curated record.